AAUUUUUAAUAAAUUCCUAUUUCAGGAGACGAAUUCAAUUCCAGCAGAAACAGACAGACUGCUGAUGUUACGGGCAAGCAUGCGUGCUAAAGGGUUGAGAUCUCACACAUACACACAUGGUCCAUGACACGCCCCUUAUUUGUACUGAAAGGGAAAGUGUAAGAUUUGUAUCGAGAUAACGGAAACAUUUUCUAGCUUUUCUAUCGUAAAUUCUCCUCGUUUUUCUCAUUGUAUUGUGUUUAAAUUCUAGUGUAAACCUGUGUCUGUAUUUUUUUAGAUAUGAUGUAAUAAAAAUUAUCCCAGCUGCUAGCAUCAAGUUAACAAUCCGUAACCGUGUAUGUUGUUGGACUCUAUAGAAGAGCCUCCCUGUCUCAACUAUCAGCCCAUACUUGUGUACUCCACCCCAAACAGAGCCUGAAAUAGCGGAGACUCAACGGAGAAAAUCCACCAAAUAUUCAACUUACAAUAUCCGAAAAACAUGGCGUACAGUAAUACAUUGCGGAUUUAUUGGAUUUCAGGCUGAUAUGGAAUUCUAGCCAGAGUGUGUGUGUUUGGACAGGAAAGCCUAGGUAUAUGAGUCUGCUCCUCGGAAAAUCGAAGUUGUGAGUUAGUAUUCCCAGGGAGGGGGUACAACAGACAUACUCAGACAUCAGAGGGGUUAUUUACCUCAAAUACAAGGACCCCUUUUCUUGAACAAGGUGUAGCCUAGCAGUAUUAGCGUUAAGACAAGGAUGUUUAGAAUUCUUAACUUUGGUGGAAAAUGGUGAAAUUGUGAAUUGUGAUAAGAAUGCAAAAAUCUAACAAAGACUGGCUGCUGUGGGGCUCCAUACUGGCCCCCUCUUCACUGUGAUACAUAUCCUGGUUAUCAAUCUUAAUUGGACCAUGAUUAUUUGGGUUGUAUACCUGGCUGUGUGGGUUGAGUGUGUGCUGACCGGGUGGCAGGAAAAUAAAUCUCCUAGACUGUAUCUUCAACCUAGGGAGAGGUUUGAUUACUCCGUGUUCCGUGGGAAUAAAACUAGCCAGGACUAUUUCUCAGUUGUUCUUAGAGAUGGAGAUAGUUUUCUAGUCGGGGGCAGAAACCUACUCUACAAGCUUAAUGUACAUGAUCUCAAGGUAUUUAUUAUGAUUGUUUUGAAAAAGUACGAGAAUGACGCAGGACGCUACUUGAUCUGUGGAACAAAUGCGUACAAACCUAUUUGUAGGGAUUAUGUUGAAGACGCAGGCAACUACCUGAUGACGAAUGAGGUGAAGGGUGUUGGUAAAUGUCCUUACAGUCCCCGGCACAACUCUACUGCUGUACUAGACGGGGAUAGACUGUACGCGGGUACAUCAGCUGAUUAUCAGGGUGUGGACCCCCUGGUGUACAGGGAUCCUUUAAGAACCCCUCAGUUUGACUCUACGUACUUCAACAACCCCAGUUUCGUCGGAUCCUUUGCUGAUCAGAACUUUGUUUACUUUUUCUUCAGAGAAGGUGCUGUAGAGUACAUGAACUGUGGAAAGAGUGUGUAUAGCCGUGUAGCAAGGGUGUGUAAGAAUGAUAAAGGAGGAACAAGAUCACUCAAUGAUAAGUGGACAAGUUUUAUCAAAGCUAGACUUAACUGCUCAGUUCCUGGGAAUUUUCCAUUCUACUUUGAUGAAAUCCAAGAUAUUACUAGAGUUAUCGAGGUGAGAAAUAUUAGGUUUACUUUCAUUUUUGUUUACUUUAAUGUAUUAUGUGAUGCAGGAGGAUCAGCUGUGUGCGCGUUUAGCGUUGACGACAUGAACGCGGCAUUCGCUGGACUGUUCAAGGAGCAGCGCAGCAGCAGUGAGAACUGGUUAGCUGUAGAACCACAUAAGGUUCCUGAACCGAGACCAGGUUUUUGCACCAACAACAGCAAGGUUGAUCUUCUCGAUGCAAACAUGAACUUUAUCAAGACACAUCCCUUGAUGAAUGAUGCGGUUCCUGCAUACUUUCCUGGACCCUUGCUGAUUCAAACAGGGUUGACCGGAGGGUUUACUUGCCUUGAUGUUGACGCCCAGGUGAUGGGUCCUGAUGGUUCUUUGUAUGAUGUUCUUUUUGUUGGAACUAAAGAAGGUCAUCUCUUAAAGUCUGUGAAUAGUGUCUCUGGAACACUAGGAAACCCAAGCUUGGUUCCUCCUACUCCAGUACUUAUCGAGCAAAUUGAGGCUGUUGAAGGGAAAAUCAUAAAAAUACAAGUUGUCAAUGAUAAAAAAGGUUCUGGGAGUGUUAUAGUUGUAUCAUCUGAAGAGAUAAGAUCCUUCCCUCUCUAUAGAUGCGAGAAAGCUGCGUCUUGUUCUGAGUGUGUUGCGCUUCAGGAUCCCUACUGUGCGUGGGAUGUCCGUGGAGAGAAUUGUCGGGGUGCGCUGAGCUGGUCAAAAGGAGCACACAAGUCCUACCUACAGAGUGUGGUGGAGGGUAGACACGCCCUCUGUCCAAGAUCUGACCCCGCCCCCACCUCCCCCUCCCUACAACCUUACAAUAAAUAUCAAACAGGUACCGUGAUCAACUCUAUUGAAGAUACAAGGUUGGAUAAACCUACUCCUACAGGCAGAGACGGAGGAAGACGAGACAUUGCUCCGGAAAGAAAGGUUAGAUUCAAUUCUCAUUUUUUACGUUGCACCUGCCCUCUGAACUCUAUCUAUCUAACUAUCUGUAUCUGUAUCUGCAUCUAUGUACACUGUACAGGAUACUGCUGUGGGCGGAAAUGUGGUAAGGAUGAGAGUAAUGUACCAUAUCAAGAUGCAGAAUAUGAAUACUUUGAACAGCGUCAACUUCCUUCUCGACAACUUCCUCCCCAACCUUCUCUUCAACCCCUUCUACGCCAGAAUGAUUAUAAUAAACCAGCAGUAGAAGAGACGGUGUAUGCUGAACCUAUUCUAGUCAAUAAACCACUUAAUCCAUUAGGAACAACACUCGCGCACAAACCCUACCCCAGCUCCGGCAUGGUUGGUCAGGGUAUCGGUCAACCUCCAUUCUACAAUCAGAACAACAAGUUCAAUACCAUAUCAAACAUACACAAACGUGGAGGUCACUACGGUGUGGGGCGUGGUGUACUCUCUGAAGACCGUGACGCUCUUGUGAACCACUAUGAGCGAGGAGGCGUUGCUGGAUCCCGGGGCCCGCCCUCCUCUGUCUACCACAUGGGUACCCUGGGCUCCCGGGUAAACAAGCUAGUGCAGGAUCCAGGCCAGGUGGUGGAUAGUGCAUAUGGAACCACGAGAUCUAAUAAGAAAGUUUAUCUCUAAAUCUUAACCCGACCUAACCCUAGAGUCUACCCGUUCUGUGAUAGGUAGAUACUAAUUAGAGGAAAAAAUUCCUACAACUCUCUGAACAUUUAGCGCCAAGAUGCAAGAAUUCGGCUGAAAACAAAAUGUCGGUUCCAAUCUUAAAUUAAACAAGAUGUCGGCUCCAGUUUAUAAUGGAACAAGUUUUUAGCCCUCAGCAUAGAUAAAACAAAAAGCCCAGCUUUAAUCAAAACAAACUGUCUGCGCCUAGUAUAAAAGAAAAAAAUGUCGGCGUGCAUCUUUAAAUUAAACAAAAUGUCGCCUGCGUUGUGGAAAAAUGUGAGCAAAGACUGAGUUAAUAACGAUCUGAUAAUCUACUUCUAACAAUGAACAAAGCACCGCACUUCACUGUACUCUCUUGAAUACUGCAAUGCAAAGAUUUGCAUGAAAGUAAAGCCUAAACCCCAGCUGUGUAUAUGAAUAGAUCUCAGAUUAGAUAUUUUUAUCUUACUCCCAUCCCUGGUCAAGGGAUGUUUAUAUCUCGUUUAAAGAUAUUUUUACCUUCAAAGAAUCUUUGACCUUUCUCUCUUAUCACUUAAUUAUGCUUAAAUAUUUAUUAACUGUAUUUCAGGCGUAUAUAUUUUAUAGAAAACUUAACUGUACUUUUUGAUAUUUUAAUUUUGUAUAUAUACACCCAUAAAAUAUGCUAUCGCGUAAAUGUACGCGGUGAACCAACAUUUGGCCAAAUUUAAUCCAUAUCGCUCAAAUUUAUAUUUAUUAGCUUCAAUAUUAUAGCUUACUGCUCAUACCGGCAUUUAUGUAAUUUCAAUGUUUAAAAUUCAUAAUAACUAAAAUAAUUGUUUAAUCAAACCGUAAGAAAAUUCCAGAUCCUUCCCUUCACCCCCCCCCCCCCCCCCCCCCCCCCCCCCCCCCCCCCCCCCCGCUUGCUAAUGAACUUCCUUGAUAAUUGGGAUCAGCAUUCAGCAUAUUUUAACAACCACGAAUUGUUGCUGAAUAAAUAUUGUAAAAUUUCUGAUAUAAAAAUGUACCGUAAUUACUUAUGAAGUUUGUUAUCUACAUUAUUUAUGUAUUUUCUUGUAUCUUCUAAACUGUGAAUAGUGUAUGUACAGUGUACAAGGUACAUAUUGUACAUGAACUUAAAUUGUAAGUGUUCUUCAGUCUUGAUUUGAUACCUAUGUGCUGUAUUGUUUUCUAUACCAGAUUAAUUAAACCUAUUUUUAAUAAUUCUGUGUUAGAUUGUCCCAACCAUUAUCUAAAUUUUUAGUGCACAGUUUUUUCUUGUUUUUUUUAUUUGGAAAGAAAUUUUCGUUUUAACUUGUCAAGUUUUCGAGCUUAGUUUUGUAAAUUGUAAAAUAUGUAAAAUCUUGAUAUUUGGCUUCUAACAUUUCUAGUUUCUCCCCUCUCUAGUCCCAGCCCUGCCAUAUUUUUUAAUUUAUUUAAUAUUUAUAUAUUUUUCUACCAUUAGUUGCCUAAAUUAUAUGACAUGAAAUUGAGCUGAAGAACUCAGGCAAUUUCAAGAAAAAAAUAUGCGCUUAUGCCGCCAACUAUUAUUAGCGAAUAAUGGCGGAUUUAAAAUGGCGGGUUGAUCUUGAUCUUGUUCUCGGCUCAAAUGUCUUUGUGCUACCAUUGUUGUAUAUGCUAACUCAUUUUCUAUUCUUAAUAAAUUUAAAAUGAAUUAUA
Molecule: messenger RNA, 4926 nt
Organism: Eurytemora carolleeae
Lineage: Eukaryota; Metazoa; Arthropoda; Copepoda; Calanoida; Temoridae
Product: semaphorin-1A
Exons: 20
Coding region: 883-3246 (787 amino acids)
Biological process (GO): negative regulation of axon extension involved in axon guidance; axon guidance; semaphorin-plexin signaling pathway
Molecular function (GO): semaphorin receptor binding; chemorepellent activity
Source: RefSeq, a predicted model, not a curated record